AUGACUGAAGGAAGGAAUAUCACUGAGAUCACCCAAUUCCUCCUCCUGGGAUUCUCAGAUUUCCCCAGAAUCACAGCACUGCUCUUUGUGACAUUUUUGCUCACCUAUGUGAUAACUCUGACCUGGAACCUGUCCCUCAUUAUCUUAAUAAAGAUGGAUCCCCACCUCCACACACCCAUGUAUUUCUUCCUCAGCAAUCUGUCCUUCAUAGAUCUCUGCUAUGUCACCUCCACAAUCCCCAAGAUGCUCUCCAACUUCUUCAAGAAAAAGCAAACCAUGACCUUUGUGGGUUGCAUAGUUCAGUACUUUGUGUUUUCCACCAUGGGGCUGAGUGAAUCUUGCCUCAUGACAGCCAUGGCUUAUGACAGGUAUGCCGCCAUUUCUAACCCACUUCUGUACUCCUCAGUCAUCUCACCCACACUCUGUGUUGGGAUGAUGCUGGGUACCUAUACAGCUGGACUCACAGGUUCUUUGUCUCAGGUGUGUGCUUUGCUACAGCUCCACUUCUGUGGACCUAAUGUCAUCAGGCACUUCUUCUGUGACAUGCCCCAGCUGUUACAUCUAUCCUGCACUGACACUUUCUUUGUACAUGUCCUGACUGUUAUAUUAACAAUGAUCUUUGGGAUAGCAAAUGUCUUAGCUAUCGUAACAUCCUAUGGCUACAUUGUCAGGUCCAUUAUGAAAAUCACCUCUGCUAAAGGCAGGUCCAAGGCAUUCAACACCUGUGCUUCUCACUUGACAGCUGUCUCCCUCUUCUACUCCUCCAGUAUCUUUGUCUACCUGAGUUCCAGCUCUGGUGGCUCCUCUGCCUUUGACAGAUUUGCAUCUGUCUUCUACACUGUGGUGAUUCCCAUGUUGAAUCCCUUGAUUUACAGUCUGAGGAACAAGGAAAUCAAAGGAGCCAUGAGGAGAAUGUCCAAGAAAAUAGGAUCCUGCUAA
This is a messenger RNA of Jaculus jaculus (lesser Egyptian jerboa), 939 nucleotides long. Its product is annotated as olfactory receptor 5AN1. Gene Ontology annotation, cellular component: membrane. The transcript has a single exon. Gene Ontology annotation, molecular function: olfactory receptor activity; odorant binding; G protein-coupled receptor activity. The record is from RefSeq and is a predicted model, not a curated record. Gene Ontology annotation, biological process: sensory perception of smell; G protein-coupled receptor signaling pathway. Lineage: Eukaryota; Metazoa; Chordata; Mammalia; Rodentia; Dipodidae. The coding region runs from base 1 to 939 and encodes 312 amino acids.